AUGGUGAAGGAGAUGCAUCUAGCACUCUCAAAUACCAAAUGGCCUCUGGAAAGGCCCAUUAAAAUUGCAUCUCCUAAGAGAAGAAUGUUUGAUUCUCCUGGAGUUAUUUGUGUGAUUUGGUGCUGUAUGAUGUUAUUUCAUCCCUUGCAUGCUGACUUCAAGUGUAUGGAAUCAGAGGAACAAGCAUCACCUAUUACAAAUGUGAAACUGAAUUGGAGAAGAAUGGAACUGUCCUGGGAGAGCAGCAAGAAUUUCUCUAAGUACAAAUGUACCAUCAGGGACAGGGACAUGGAAAGUGUAGAGAAAGAGGUGAAUAGUACACUAUGCAUGUUUCCAGUGGAACAAUAUGUGCCUCUGCACAAAGGGGUAUUCUUCAUCAUUGAGCUGCCAGACACAAACACCUCAAAAAAGUGCACCUUUAUCCCUGGAGGCAUGAAUGGGUCAGCUAUUGAAAACUUCUCCUGUGUGAUUUAUAACAUUGCCUUCAUGAACUGCACUUGGCAAGCAGGCAGGGAGGCUCCAGCAGAUACCCAGUAUUUUCUCUACUGGCAGAACUCAAGAGAUGCUGAUGUGACGGAAUGCCAGCUUUAUAUUAAAGAUGAACAUGGCAGAAACACAGGAUGUAGAUUUCAAAAUGUGAGCAUAAAGACUGAAAAAGCUUACUUCCUGGUGAACGGGUCUAGCAAACACUCCCUAAUCCAGUUCUAUGAUGAGUAUCUUCAGCUGUAUACAAUUGAAAUACUUACUCCUCCAUUAAAUAUUGCUGUCAAUUGUACUGGAGAGUCAGCAGGUUGCAUAGUUACAUGGCAACCACCCCUUACAAGUCACGUGGAAAAUACAAAAUGUUUUCAGUAUGAAAUUUACAUACAGAACAAGGAUAUGCCCCAAGAGAAAAAGGAUCCUCCUAUAAGAGUAAGGAACAACAUAUAUGAAUUCCAAAAUUACAAUGAGAAAAAAAAAUAUAUUCUGCAAAUCAGAGCACGAGGGAAAUCCUGUCUUGUAAGCUCAGAAUGGGGGGAAUGGAGUGAACCCAUCGAGUUUGGUCAAGGAGAAGACUACUUUAUCUUUGUGCUUUUAUUUCUGAUAGCACUUGGAACAAUCUCAGUGGCACUGCUCCAAUAUUGUAUUUUUAAAAGGUAUUGCAGUGUCAAGAGCCUAUUUUCUCCCAUACCACAACCAAGAGACAAAUUUAAUGCUGAUGAAGAUAUUCAGUUAGAAUAUGCAAGUCUACAAAAAAAGAACUGUACUGAGGAAAUAACUAUAGUUGAAGAAAUGACCUGACUUGACACUUGGAUUCCUCAAUAUGAAAGAAAACCAUGGAUCCUCCUAAUGAAUACUCCAAAAUGAACACCUAUAAAACUACUUACACCACAAAAAUCCAUCUAACUUGAAGCCAGGAGGCAGGUGGAAACAUUUGAGAAAAAUCCAUAAAAUAUGUUUUGCUCAAAGCCACAAAUCCUGCUGGCUAAGCUAUUGUACUGUCACCUAUUGUCAACACUUGCUUAAACCUUGCUGAGAUUUUCUUCACAAGGUGAGACAAGGCCUCUCAUCUACAACAGAACUUACUUCCUGUCCCCACUCUCAUGAUGCCUCUUUGCUCUGAAUAUAACUUCCUACAACAGGACUGCUUAAGAAUGCCAUAGUGGUACAUUUUCUCAGCUUAUCAUUCAUAUAUACUCAAGGGCAUUUUCUGAAACAGAAACUACCUACUUA
Dryobates pubescens (Downy woodpecker) is the source of this 1713-nucleotide messenger RNA. Its product is annotated as granulocyte-macrophage colony-stimulating factor receptor subunit alpha. Gene Ontology annotation, cellular component: membrane; external side of plasma membrane. Gene Ontology annotation, biological process: immunoglobulin mediated immune response; cytokine-mediated signaling pathway. Gene Ontology annotation, molecular function: cytokine receptor activity; protein binding. The coding region runs from base 1 to 1281 and encodes 426 amino acids. The transcript has 12 exons. The record is from RefSeq and is a predicted model, not a curated record. Lineage: Eukaryota; Metazoa; Chordata; Aves; Piciformes; Picidae.